AUGCAGCGACGGCAGAUGAUCCAGCGGAUCCUGUACCGCUCCGUGUAUAUUCUCUUCUACCUGAUCCUCAUCGGGCUGCUCCUCAUCACGCCCGGCGACGUCAUCCAGCGGUCCAUUACCAAUCGCACGCGCUAUAACAUUCUCGUGCUGGCACUCGUCUACGCCGCCACCCUCCUCAUCAUCGCCUUUGUCUACGCCACGCGCCUCUACGUCAACACGACGUCGCUCUCCGCCAUCCCCAAGUCGUGGAUCCCGGUCGACCGCGGCGACGUGGCCGCCCGCGUGCACCGCCUUGUCGGCGCGGGCCUGCAGCGCAGUGCCGCCAUCACGUUCCUCUCGCGUCCGCGGGACCGGUCCGUCGCUGACGACGAUGCCGCGCGCGAGAACCUGUUUGCGCAGCCGCGCGUGCCGCUCAAGACGGCGCGCACCGUAGCCCUCGAACUUGGCGUCGUGCUGCCCGCGCGCGGCACCGCUUGGGCCGAUAUCGAGCAGCCCGGGUGGGCGUCGCCCGACUCGCGCGACCUGCCGGGCUUGCAGUACAGCACGGUACUGGCGGAGCUGCCGAACCUGAUCGAGGCCAAGGCGCUGACGCUGGCGCCGCCGCAGAUGCAGCAGGAAGCGGCGGCGCUGCUGCAGCGCGACCCGACCUCGAGUCUACGGACAUACGUGGACGCCCUGACGGAGCUCGGCGUCGUGGACGUGGACGGCCAGACGGGGGCGUUCCUCGCGCAGUAUGAAUAUGCGCGCUUCUCGACGCGGCCGCUCACCAACAGCGAAUUUCGCAGCCUCAUGCACCUCUUUGCCGAGCUGCUGCGCACCAUGCGCCCGCCCAACAUCGGCGACGACACGCCCCGCCGCCGCCCUGCCGAGAGCGCCCACGACAGCGACGCGCCGCUCGAAUCGCGCCCGACAACGCCAUGUACCCGGUCUGUCCGCAGCAACGACUCUAGCAGCAGCAGCAGCAAUGGUGCGGCGCGCCCACCCGCCCGACUGCCUCUGCCCCGGCGCGACUCGUCGUUUCACGCCUGGAGCCAAUAUGCCACGGCGCCCAACACGCCCGGCAGUCGACAUACGGAGACGGCGCUGUCGCGGCGGCGCAGCAGCAACAGCAGUAGCAGCCUCGCUACCGUGGCCACGACGACGCGUCGCGGCGUGCCGCUGUCGAGGUUGCAGCAGGGGCCGCUGCGGCUGAGGCCGCAGCAGUCGGAUGCGAGUCUGCGAUCGAGCGGCUCGGCGAGCUCCCGCUCGGUGAUUCGGUUGGCGACGACGAGGGAGGAUGCGUCGGCGCUGCCGUACGUGUUGUCGUUGCGUCCGACAAUGGACCAGUAA
Messenger RNA from Cordyceps militaris CM01, 1329 nucleotides. RefSeq names its product thermotolerance membrane protein Dlt1, putative. Bases 1 to 1329 code for a protein of 442 amino acids. The record is from RefSeq and is a predicted model, not a curated record. The transcript has a single exon. NCBI's taxonomy places the organism in Eukaryota, Fungi, Ascomycota, Sordariomycetes, Hypocreales, Cordycipitaceae.